Messenger RNA from Propithecus coquereli (Coquerel's sifaka), 6725 nucleotides. RefSeq names its product SET binding factor 2 (gene SBF2). The coding region runs from base 114 to 5459 and encodes 1781 amino acids. The record is from RefSeq and is a predicted model, not a curated record. Lineage: Eukaryota; Metazoa; Chordata; Mammalia; Primates; Indriidae. The transcript is spliced from 38 exons.
GCCGCUGCCGCUACUGCUGCUGCAGGGAAAAUGCUGAGCCCUCCCGGGCCGGGUGGGCGGCGGCGGCGAGGGCGGCGACGGGGACCCACUUCCCGGGCGCGGCGGUGGCGGUCAUGGCCCGGCUGGCCGACUACUUCAUCGUGGUAGGCUACGACCACGAGAAGCCAGGGUCAGGAGAAGGCCUGGGGAAAAUAAUCCAGAGAUUUCCACAAAAGGACUGGGAUGAUACACCCUUUCCACAGGGAAUUGAGUUGUUUUGUCAGCCUGAUGGGUGGCAGCUGUCCAGAGAGAGGAAGCAGCCAACGUUCUUUGUGGUGGUCCUGACAGAUAUUGACUCGGAUCGACAUUACUGCUCAUGCCUAACCUUCUAUGAGGCAGAGAUCAAUCUCCAGGGAACAAAGAAGGAAGAGAUUGAAGGUGAAGAGGAAGUGUCUGGUUUAAUUCAGCCUGCAGAAGUGUUUGCUCCCAAAAGCCUGGUGUUGGUAUCCAGAUUAGAUUAUCCAGAAAUUUUUAGGGCUUGCCUGGGUUUAAUCUACACUGUGUAUGUGGACAGUCUCAACGUCUCCUUGGAAAGUCUCAUUGCAAACCUUUGCGCCUGCCUUGUCCCAGCAGCUGGAGGGUCUCAGAAGCUGUUUUCCUUGGGUGCAGGAGAUAGACAGCUGAUCCAGACUCCUUUACAUGAUAGUCUUCCCGUCACAGGCACUAGUGUGGCUCUCCUGUUCCAACAAUUGGGAAUUCAAAACGUCCUCAGCCUCUUUUGUGCAGUACUCACAGAAAAUAAAGUUCUCUUCCAUUCUGCAAGUUUCCAGAGACUUAGUGAUGCUUGUAGAGCCCUGGAAUCUUUAAUGUUUCCACUUAAAUAUAGUUAUCCUUACAUUCCCAUUCUCCCGGCUCAGCUACUGGAAGUUCUCAGUUCCCCAACACCUUUCAUUAUUGGAGUACAUUCUAUCUUUAAAACUGAUAUCCAUGAACUUUUAGAUGUAAUCAUAGCAGAUUUGGAUGGAGGCACCAUUAAAAUUCCUGAAUGUAUUCACCUCUCUUCCCUCCCAGAGCCACUUCUACACCAGACUCAAUCAGCUCUUUCUUUGAUUUUACACCCAGAUCUGGAAGUAGCAGAUCAUGCUUUUCCUCCUCCACGAACAGCUUUAUCGCACUCAAAAAUGCUGGAUAAAGAAGUGCGGGCAGUUUUCCUUAGAUUAUUUGCACAACUUUUCCAAGGCUAUAGAUCAUGCCUACAACUUAUAAGAAUUCAUGCAGAGCCAGUAAUACAUUUUCAUAAAACAGCUUUCUUGGGGCAGCGUGGUUUGGUCGAGAAUGAUUUCCUCACCAAAGUACUCAAUGGAAUGGCAUUUGCAGGUUUUGUUUCAGAAAGAGGUCCUCCUUAUAGAUCUUGUGAUCUCUUUGAUGAGUUGGUAGCCUUUGAAGUAGAGAGAAUUAAAGUUGAAGAAAAUAACCCAUUGAAGAUGAUAAAGCAUAUCAGAGAACUUGCUGAGCAACUGUUCAAAAAUGAGAAUCCAAACCCUCAUAUGGCGUUCCAGAAAGUUCCACGCCCAACAGAAGGAUCCCACUUGCGAGUUCAUAUUCUUCCUUUCCCAAAGAUUAAUGAAACCCGGGUUCAGGAAUUAAUACAGGAAAAUCUUGCUAAGAACCAGAAUGCACCUCCUGCUACACGAGUGGAAAAGAAAUGUGUUGUGCCAGCAGGUCCACCUGUUGUGGUGCUAUUUGGUCACUUGUACCUCUCUUGUCCUCAGACCCUUCCUGCUGCACUAAGAGCCCUCAAAGGAAAGGCAGCAAGACAGUGUCUCACUGAUGAACUUGGUUUACAUGUCCAGCAAAACCGGGCAAUAUUAGACCAUCAACAGUUUGACUACAUAAUAAGGAUGAUGAAUUGUACUCUACAGGAUUGUUCAAGUUUAGAAGAAUAUAACAUUGCUGCAGCAUUACUCCCUUUGACUAGUGCUUUCUAUAGGAAACUUGCCCCUGGAGUCAGCCAGUUUGCCUACACCUGUGUACAGGACCACCCCAUUUGGACGAAUCAGCAGUUUUGGGAGACAACCUUUUACAAUGCAGUGCAGGAACAGGUUCGCUCCCUUUAUCUCUCAGCCAAGGAAGACAAUCAUGCCCCACAUCUGAAACAAAAGGAUAAGCUUCCUGAUGACCAGUAUCAGGAGAGGACAGCAAUGGACCUGGCAGCUGAGCAGCUACGCCUUUGGCCGACUCUGAGCAAAUCAACUCAGCAAGAGUUAGUGCAACAUGAGGAAAGCACUGUCUUCAGUCAGGCCAUUCACUUUGCAAACCUCAUGGUCAACCUGCUUGUUCCACUGGACACAAGUAAAAACAAGCUCCUAAGAACAUCAGCGCCAGGUGACUGGGAGAGUGGAAGCAACAGCAUUGUCACAAACAGUAUUGCAGGAAGUGUAGCUGAGAGUUAUGAUACAGAGAGUGGGUUUGAAGAUUCAGAGAAUAAUGACAUUGCCAAUUCUGUUGUACGGUUCAUUACCCGAUUUAUUGACAAAGUUUGUACAGAGAGUGGAGUUACUCAGGAUCAUAUCAAGAGCCUUCACUGCAUGAUACCAGGAAUUGUAGCUAUGCACAUUGAGACCCUAGAAGCAGUACAUCGAGAAAGCAGAAGACUUCCACCUAUACAGAAGCCCAAGAUUCUUAGACCUGCUCUGCUGCCAGGAGAAGAAAUUGUUUGUGAAGGCCUUCGAGUCCUGCUGGAUCCUGAUGGAAGAGAAGAAGCCGCUGGAGGUCUUCUUGGAGGUCCUCAGCUCCUCCCAGCAGAAGGAGCCUUGUUCCUCACCACGUACAGAAUUCUCUUCAGAGGGACUCCCCAUGAUCAGCUAGUUGGUGAGCAGACAGUUGUGCGGAGCUUUCCCAUUGCCUCCAUCACAAAGGAGAAGAAGAUUACGAUGCAGAACCAGCUACAGCAGAAUAUGCAAGAAGGACUGCAGAUCACAUCAGCAUCUUUUCAGUUGAUUAAAGUAGCAUUUGAUGAAGAAGUGAGUCCAGAAGUAGUAGAGAUCUUUAAGAAACAGCUGAUGAAGUUCCGUUACCCUCAGUCCAUUUUCAGUACCUUUGCUUUUGCUGCUGGACAAACAACCCCACAAAUAAUUUUACCAAAACAGAAGGAAAAGAACACUUCUUUUCGCACCUUCUCAAAAACAAUUGUGAAAGGUGCCAAAAGAGCAGGGAAAAUGACAAUUGGACGGCAGUAUUUAUUGAAGAGGAGGACAGGGACAAUUGUGGAAGAGAGAGUAAAUCGUCCUGGAUGGAAUGAAGAAGAUGACAUAUCUGUUUCAGAUGAUAGUGAACUCCCCACAAGUACCACCCUGAAAGCCUCAGAGAAGUCUACAAUGGAACAGUUAGUGGAAAAAGCUUGUUUCAGAGACUAUCAGCGUUUAGGUUUAGGAACCAUAAGUGGCAGCUCUUCCCGUUCAAAACCAGAGUAUUUUCGAAUCACCGCCUCCAACAGGAUGUAUUCACUCUGCCGAAGCUAUCCUGGCCUUUUAGUUGUACCUCAAGUUGUACAGGACAGUAGUUUACCAAGAGUAGCACGCUGCUAUCGACACAAUCGCCUGCCUGUUGUGUGUUGGAAGAACUCAAGAAGUGGUACUCUGCUCCUCCGAUCUGGAGGGUUCCAUGGGAAGGGAGUCGUUGGUCUUUUCAAAUCUCAGAACUCUCCUCAGGCCGCUCCUACCUCCUCUUUGGAAUCUUCCAGUAGCAUAGAACAAGAAAAGUACUUGCAAGCCUUACUGAAUGCAGUUUCUGUCCAUCAGAAACUAAGAGGCAACAACACCCUUACUGUUAGGCCAGCCCUUGCUCUGUCUCCAGGUGUAUGGGCAAGUCUUCGCUCUAGCACUCGCUUGAUCAGCUCCCCAACAUCCUUCAUUGAUGUUGGUGCCCGGCUGGCAGGCAAGGAUCACUCAGCGUCUUUUAGUAACAGCACCUACCUACAAAACCAGCUCUUGAAACGCCAAGCAGCCCUUUAUAUAUUUGGUGAAAAGUCACAACUAAGGAGCUUCAAGGUAGAAUUUGCUUUAAACUGUGAAUUUGUUCCUGUUGAAUUUCAUGAAAUCCGACAAGUAAAAGCCAGUUUUAAGAAGCUGAUUAGGGCUUGUAUCCCAAGCACCAUCCCUACUGACUCAGAAGUAACCUUCCUGAAAGCGCUGGGAGACUCUGAAUGGUUUCCACAGCUUCACAGGAUAAUGCAGCUGGCUGUGGUUGUAUCAGAAGUACUUGAGAAUGGUUCCUCAGUUUUGGUCUGUUUGGAAGAAGGCUGGGACAUCACCACACAAGUGACAUCCCUGGUUCAGUUACUGAGUGAUCCCUUUUAUAGGACACUUGAAGGCUUCCGGAUGUUGGUCGAGAAAGAGUGGCUCUCUUUUGGUCACAAAUUCAGUCAGCGGAGCAGCUUGACCCUCAACUGUCAGGGUAGUGGUUUUGCUCCAAUCUUCUUACAGUUUUUGGACUGUGUACACCAGGUUCACAACCAGUAUCCAACUGAGUUUGAAUUCAAUCUCUAUUACUUAAAGUUCUUGGCUUUCCACUAUGUGUCUAAUCGCUUUAAAACAUUUCUCCUGGACUCAGACUAUGAAAGAUUAGAGCACGGAACUUUAUUUGAUGAUAAAGGAGACAAGCAUGCCAAGAAAGGAAUUUGUAUUUGGGAAUGUAUUGACAGAAUGCACAAGAGGAGUCCCAUUUUCUUUAACUAUUUAUAUUCACCAGUGGAAAUAGAGGCCCUGAAGCCCAGUGUAAAUGUCUCCAGCCUCAGAAAGUGGGAUUACUACACAGAGGAGACCCUGUCCUCAGGGCCUUCCUAUGACUGGAUGAUGCUGACCCCCAGGCACUUCCCCUCUGAAGACUCUGACCUGGCUGGAGGAGUUGGGCCCCAGAGCCAGAGGAGAACAGUGUGGCCAUGCUACGAUGAUGUCAGCUGCACUCAGCCCGAUGCUCUCACCAGCCUUUUCUGUGAAAUUGAAAAAUUGGAGCAUAAAUUGAACCAAACCCCUGAGAAGUGGCAGCACCUGUGGGAAAGGGUAACAGUGGACCUUAAAGAAGAACCAAGAGCAGACCGCUCCCCAAGACACCCAUCGGGGUCCCCAGGAAUUAUGUCUACCAACCUACCCUCCUAUCAGAAGAGGUCUCUGCUGCAUCUCCCAGAUAGCAGCAUGGGGGAGGAGCAGAAUGCCAGCAUCCCCCCAUCCAAUGGAGUGGACCGAAGAGCAGCCACGCUCUAUAGCCAGUACACAUCCAAGAAUGAUGAAAACAGGUCCUUUGAAGGAACGCUUUACAAAAGAGGGGCCUUGCUGAAAGGGUGGAAGCCUCGUUGGUUUGUUUUGGAUGUAACAAAACAUCAGCUCAAGACCAGCAAACGUGUAUAUAACUUCUGUGCCCAGGAUGGACAAAGUGCCCAGCAAUGGAUGGACAGGAUCCAGAGCUGUAUCUCUGAUGCCUGAUGCCCAUGGUCAACAUACGCAGAAGAGGUAGAGGAACGUGGGCUGCCCGACAGAAAAAAGAAAAUCCUUGAGGAGCUAACCACAAGUCAUCCCACAGCCUGAGGUUCUCCCGCCCAGUCUUACCCAGUCCCCUUGGGCAGCGAUUGCGAUGUCUACUUAACCUGCAUGGGUGUGUCACACAGGUCUGGUCAAGAGCCCAAGGCAUUCCCUAUAUCUUGCACUAAAUUGUUCUAACAGGGUCUUAGUGGUUAGGGAUCAGAAGAUGCCUCCUGAGCCAACUGUCACCUGCCCCCAGGCAAAAUGGCUACCACCUACCUGGAUCCUUCUUCAUGAAAGCUAGAUCCUUUUUGUUCUCCAACAUCAUAAUUUCCGUGGAGAGCUUUUUAACAGGCAAAAAUUGAAACCCUCCAAGAUUAUCUCCUAUUCUACACAGAAUAGGUUUACCAACAGAGGCACCUACUCGUACUGCCUGACCUUUGAGAUGCUCAGUUCUCUGGUGCUGCCAAAAGGUGCUUCUCUCUGCCAUGGGGGUUCACAGCAAAAGACAUCAUUGCUCAGUGGCAGGCAAAGAGGGAGCACACAGGGUUAUUCCAAUGGAAAAAGAUUGUCCAGGGAAUGAUGCAACAAUGAACAGGCCAAUGCAGGAAAAUACUGUUUCCAAAACACUGACUUCUCUAAACUAGAAGUGCUCUGAGGAUCUAGGACCUGUGUUCCUGUGUAUUCUUCUGCUCCUGGACAGCUUCUUACACAAAAUAACAUGCAAAAAGCUGAAUGCACUAACCCACAAAACAAACACUUGCACUGAACUCCUAAUGAAGAUGUUGGGAAGACAGAGGCCAUCUAUUUAUGACCACACACACCUGUGACAAGGGCUGUGUAGACCACAGUCACACUGUGGCAUGACUGGAUACCCAAACAACACUUCUGCACAUGAAAAGUAAGAACUGUCUUUAGAUUUUCUUUACUUUUGAUAACCUUGUGUUUGUUCAGCUUAAGAUUCAAGAAAUGCUGUUUGCUUAUUAUAAACAGAAACAGCAUUUCCGCUACAGCCACUGACACCAAUUGGAGUCAUAGGUAGCUAGGUCAUUUCAUUUGUUUUGAAAUGUUAAUAUGUUAAAUACUAAACUAAUAUUUCAAAAAUAUGUAUAUAUGAUUUCUACAUCCUUGUUUUUCAGAUAGCCUGCUUAUAAUUUAAUAUAAAAUUAACUAAACUGAUUCAUUUAUAAGAUUUCAAUAAUGAAAUGGUUCCCUUUUUAAAAAAUAAAA